AUGAGCAUUGUACUGAAAGUACUUGUACCCUGUAGACUAGCAUUACAAGUACAACAGAGUGCUACCAGACUUCUUCCUAGACACCUCCACUGUAUUCCAACAAACCUUACAUAUGUUGGUGCCAGAACAAUGGCACAGCGCAGCAUCACAUCGUUUUUCAAAGUAACCCCGUCUAAGCCACUGGUCAAAGAAGAAUUACCUGACAAAGAUAAUGACACAGUGAGUGGUGGUAGUUCCCCAGGCAGCCCUGAGAAUGGCAAGACAACUAAGAGACCUCGUCUAGAGAGCAGUGAUAGUGACUUGUCGCCAAAGAAGAAGCAGCAGAACCCUGCAGACACCAAACAAAAUAAGAAGAAAGUAAAACGGCAGCGCAUUGAAAGCUCAGGGAGUGAAGCAGAGGCAUCACCAGAAAGCAAUGAACCAUUGGUAAACACGGCGCCGCCCACCAGCCUCUCACCAGACAAGCCACAGAUCAAGAUUGAAAAGCAAUCACCUAAAACAUAUCAAUCACCUAAAAGUAAAAAGAAGAAACCGCUUACAGAACCCAAUGGUAUCAAGAAGAGUCCCUCACCAAAGAAGGAUAAGAAAGAAAAUUCUACAGCGGAGUCUAAACGUAAGAGUAUAGAGAAGGAAGACAAGAGUGAAGAGAAGAGCAAUGAAUUGGAGCUGAGUAGUCCGGAGCAGCUCGUGCCGGAGGCGGAGUACGACCCCAGCAAGGCGCGCUACCACCCCGUGCGCGACGCGUGCUGGGCGCGCGGCCGGCCCGUGCCCUACCUGGCCCUGGCGCGCACGCUGGAGCUGGUCGAGGCCACGUCGGCACGCCUCAAGAUCAUAGACACGCUCGCCAACUACCUGCGCUCCGUGCUGGCGCUGACGCCGGAGGACCUGCUGCCCAGCGUGUACCUGUGCCUGAACCAGCUGGCGCCCGCCUACGAGGGCCUGGAGCUGGGCGUGGCCGAGUCGUACCUCAUGAAGGCGGUGGCGGGCAGCACGGGGCGCACGCUGGCGCAGGUCCGCGCGGGCGUGGCGCGCGAGGGCGACCUGGGCCGCGUGGCCGAGGCGGCCCGCGCCGCGCAGCGCACCAUGUUCCCCGCGCCGCCGCUCACGCUGCGCGGGGUCUUCGCCGCGCUGCACGACAUCGCGCGCACCACGGGCCAGGCGUCUAUGAAUAAGAAGAUCAGCAAGAUACAGACACUGUACGUCGCCUGCAGACACUCCGAGGCCAGGUACCUCAUAAGGUCACUAGAAGGCAAGCUGCGUAUCGGACUGGCGGAGCAGUCAGUGCUGCAGGCGCUGGCGGUGGCGGUGGCCCUGACUCCGCCCGGGCCCGGCGGCGUCACACAGCUCGACGCUUCGGAGGGCAUGUCGCCUGAAGAGUUCAAGUCGCGCGUGGAGUGGACGGCGCGCGCCAUCAAGGCGACGUACUGCCAGUGCCCGCACUACGGGCGCGUGCUGGCGGCGCUGCAGGCGCACGGCGCGGCCGGCCUGGCGCAGCACGUGCGCCUGCAGCCCGGGAUACCGCUCAAGCCCAUGCUGGCGCAUCCCAGCAAGAACGUCUCGCACAUCUUCGACAGGUUCGAGCGCGAGCAGUUCACGUGCGAGUGGAAGUACGACGGCGAGCGCGCGCAGAUACAUGUGCCGGCCCGCGGCGCCGCGCCCCACCUGCCCGGCGCCGCCGUCUUCAGCAGGAACCAGGAGGAUAACACCAGUAAGUACCCGGACGUACUGCGCCGCCUGCCCGCGCUGCUGAAGGACUCCGUCACGAGCUGCGUGCUGGACUGCGAGGCCGUCGCCUACGAUACUGUGAACAAGCAGAUCCUGCCCUUCCAGAUACUAUCGACGCGCAAGCGCAAGGACGCGCGCGAGGAGGACAUCCGCGUGCAGGUGUGUGUCUACGUGUUCGACCUGCUCUACCUCAACGGGGAACCUACCGUCCACCGACCUCUGGCGGAGAGACGGGAACUGCUCAGGGAACACUUCCAGGAGACGCCAGGUGAAUGGCAGUUUGCAACUAGUCGGGACUGCACCUCAGUGGAGGAGGUGCAGCAGUUCAUGGAGGAGGCUGUGAAAAACUCUUGCGAAGGCCUCAUGGUGAAGGCACUCACCGGGGACCAGUCGCAGUAUGACAUCGCGCGCCGGUCACACAACUGGCUCAAGUUAAAGAAGGACUACCUAGAGGGAAUGGGCGACACACUGGACCUGGUGGUGAUCGGGGCGUACCUGGGUCGAGGCAAGCGCGCCGGAUUAUACGGCGGCUUCCUGCUGGCCUGCCGCGACCCCGACAGCGAGCAGUUCCAGGCGCUGUGCAAGCUGGGCACCGGCUUCACGGACGACGACCUGCGCGACCUCACCAACGAGCUGCGGCCGCUGGCGCUGGCGGCGCCGCGCGCCUACUACUGCUGCGGCGCCGCGCCCGACGUCUGGCUGGACGCCGCGCGCGUCUGGGAGCUGCGCGGCGCCGACCUGUCGCUGUCGCCCGCGCACCGCGCCGCCAUCGGACGCGUCGCGCCCGACAAGGGCAUCUCGCUGCGCUUCCCCAGGUUUGUCCGCGCCCGUCCAGACAAGCGGCCGGAGCAGGCGACGACCUCGGCGCAGGUGGCCGACAUGUACCUGGCGCAGGACCAGGUCAAGAACUCCGCCGCCACCGCCAACAACUACGACGACUUCUACUGA
Spodoptera littoralis (African cotton leafworm) is the source of this 2673-nucleotide messenger RNA. NCBI's taxonomy places the organism in Eukaryota, Metazoa, Arthropoda, Insecta, Lepidoptera, Noctuidae. The record is from the annotation of a GenBank genome assembly.